AUGUAUAAUUAUUUUGGCGGGAAAAUAAAAUGUAAACAAGAGCUAUUUCCUUCAUUUCACUUUUACUGUACCAAUUAUCAAUUACGAAAUGGAUACAACUGAUAAAGUCCAGAAAAAUUUACAAAAUGCACUCAAAUUGAGUGGUUUCAACAUUCGAAGAGAAUUUUGUUGCUUGUUGGUAACAUCUUUCAUAGAAGGAGGUGUAGAUUUGAAUGAUGGCAUGGCAUUCGAAACAAUGAUCAGGAAUUUAUGCGCUAGUUUAGAAAAUCAAUGUCUUGCAGAAAAAAGCAUCGAAAAGGAACAUAUUGAAAGAGCUAUUGAAGUCUGCUUGCAUUCUGGUUAUGAUAGAUAUGAAUCCAUUUUUAAUAUUAUUAAUGCCUUUGAUUUUCCCAAACUAUCUUACAACCCUGACCGAAAACUGUACUUUAUAGAUAAGAGUAGGUCUACUUUGUUGGCGAAGGCUGACAUCAAAGCAAAAUUGUUUUUGGAUCGUUAUUACACAAUUCUGCAAAGAACAAAGCGUAAUUUUCAGCAGAAAGUUUCUGCUGGAGAUAAGAAUCAACUGAAAUUACAAACUGUUGAUUAUUUACUAACUCUUUCCAAUGUUACAUUAGAAUUUACUCUUAUAUUGGGUUCUCUCAUACAAGUUUCAGAGGGAAAAUGGCAUUUGGAAGACCCAACCGGCAUGGUCGAGCUCAAUUUAACUCAUGCCAAAUUUCAUGCUGGUUUCUUUAUGGAGAACUGUGUUGUUCUAGUAAAUGGUUACUAUGAAGACAGAAUAUUGCAUGUAUCAACAGUUGUUCUACCCCCUGGAGAAGAAUAUGCAAAUUCUAGAAUAUCAUUUGGAAGUUUAAAUUAUUUUGGUGGAAAUUCAAGUGUGCCCUUGAGAGAUUCUCUCAAGUUGAAGGAACAUCUGAAUCAAAAUAAGAGUAAACCUAUUUUGUUUUUCUCUGAUGUGUGGCUUGAUCAUCAGCUGAUAUUUGAGAAACUGGAGUUUCUCUUCGCGGGUUUUGAGGAUAUUCCGCCUAUAGCAUUCAUUUUUAUGGGAAAUUUUAUGUCAAACUCCCAAGGAAAUGAAACGAUGCAAACUUUGAGAAAAUUAUUCAAAAAAUUGGCAGAGUUAAUACUGAAAUAUCCUGGUAUUUCCACUGAGAGUGAAUUCGUAUUUGUGCCAGGUUUAGCUGACCCUUGUACUCUACAUAUUGUACCAAGGUUGGGCUUACCCGAUUAUGUAACAGGAGAAAUGAAAAGAUUACUUCCUAAGGCUAUCUUCCCCACAAAUCCUUGCAGGCUUCAAUAUUGUAAUAGAGAAAUAGUGCUAUUCAGGGCAGAUCUUGUUCCAAAAUUCUUGCAAGGUACUUUGCAUAAACCCCCCAAAGAGCAAAUUGUAGAUUGUAUUAAGAGGACAGUAAUAAGUCAAGGACACCUAAGCCCUUUAUCAUUGAAUUCUUUGACAGUCCACUGGGAUUAUGAUCACACUUUGAGGCUGUAUCCCUUACCUGAUUUAGUUGUUGUUGGAGACAAGUUUGAGGCCUAUGCUGAAGAUUAUAAAGGUUGCCUUCUAGUAAAUCCAGGAUCUUUCUGUGAGGGCUUCCAAUUCAAAUCUUAUACACCAUUUUCCAAUACUUGUGAUGAUUGUGACUUAGACAUGCAGACUUAGUUAUUUUUAUUUUGAGAUUCCUCGGAACAUAUUUGAAAGAAAAUUGUGAUAUUUGUAACAAAAUUUUGACAUUUUAAAAAGUUGUCGUUUAUUUUGUAGUUUUGUCUUUCACUCGGCUUUAGUACCUUUUCAGACUUCAUUGAGACCUCUACAAACAUGGAGAUGUAUGAAGCAAUGUGAUC
Leptinotarsa decemlineata (Colorado potato beetle) is the source of this 1842-nucleotide messenger RNA. RefSeq names its product DNA polymerase epsilon subunit 2 (gene DNApol-epsilon58). Gene Ontology annotation, biological process: DNA-templated DNA replication; error-prone translesion synthesis. NCBI's taxonomy places the organism in Eukaryota, Metazoa, Arthropoda, Insecta, Coleoptera, Chrysomelidae. Gene Ontology annotation, molecular function: DNA binding. Gene Ontology annotation, cellular component: epsilon DNA polymerase complex. The record is from RefSeq and is a predicted model, not a curated record.